GUGUGUGUGCUCACGUGCAUGUGUGCAGCACUGGGAGCCAGGCUGCUGCUUCUCAGAGCUUUGGAGAAGCUGAACUGGCACUGGGGCCAGACUGGCCAUGAUCUUGACAGGAAAAGUUUCUCAGCUUCCUGGGGUAUGAAACAAUGAAGCUUCAGAGGGCAACCUGAGUUCAUCAUAAGGUCAGGCCAGCUUAAUGUAGCUGGAAAUACUUGCAUGCUGCCAGGGUGAGCAGUAAGCAGCCUACAGAGAGAUAUUUUGGCAGAAGGAAAGGGAGCAGAAUGUAGAAGAACAGGAAAGAAACUUAGGAAGCAUUGAAUGAUUGGAGGAAAUUGCUUUAAAGACUAGAUUACAUAAUAUAGUUUGUGCAAAGAAACACUAAGAAAAAAUUGUGUAAGAGUGACAUCUAUUGGUGGAAAUGCAAGAAUUGACUUAGAAGUACAUUUAAAAUGCUUUUUAAUGCUUACAAUCACUGUUGGUAUUCUCUUGAGCUUGUUAUAAAAUGGAUUUUUUUUGUCCUAACUUCCUUUUCUUAACAUAAUUAUUUAGAAUAGUCUUGUAUCAGUGCAAAGGUACAGGUUUAUUCUUGUAAUAAAUUGCUGAGAUGAAAACAAAUAACUGAACUGACAGGAACAGUGACAUAGCUGUUAUCACUGCUAGAAAUAUAUGCUAAAACAGGAAGUAUAUAGUCCUUGAGGAUUCUCUGACUGCAUUUAAAAGUCCUUGAAUAGAGCAGGAAGAGUUACAAAUGAAGACCAUUUAGGAACAACAUUUUGAGUAAAAUAAGAAAUAUCUGAGAUUAGUAAACAGUUUGUUUCCAUCUUUCUCACUAUUUUUAAAUAAAUAUUUAAUGUCUAAAAAUCUAAUUAUUGCAUUAUGAAAAAAAUGGAAUAAUUCCAGUUUCUUGUAGUUAAAAAGUAAAAAUAUUUAUUCCAUUAUUUUUAAAAUAUUCAGAACAAAAGUCUUAAUUUCUAUUAAAAAAAGGGUGCUCAACAUGGGCUGAUGGACUUCUAGAGACCCACCAAGACACUUUAUCCUGCAGCUCACUCCCUGUGACUCUCUUUCAGGACAGAAUUCUGAGUUGAGUUACAAAGCCCUUGUAUCUCCAAGAUUAUUUUUAUUCUUCAAGAUGAGUCCAUGGGAUUGAAGGAGGAGUUGCCAAAAGAACAAUAGUGAGAAGGCUGCUGCAGCAGUUGCUGUCAACAGAAUCUGUUUGGACUGCAGCCCUGCUAGAAGUGGCCUGUAAGAAAGACAGUGGCCAAAACCAGGCUGCAUGAGUUGCUCUGGUGACAACAACCAUUGGGUGUUCCCUUCCUCUUCAGGGUGGGACGUUGUGCCCAGAUAUUGUCUUCCCUGUGCACUCAUCAGACUGGACAACAAGACAAUUGCGGUAAAAAAGGAGCCAGUGUCUGGAGAGCAAUUCUGAAGCUAAGAUCAUGUUCCCAGGAAAUAGCAUCUAAAAUGGACCAAUUUAUUUAUUCACAGUUGCACUACACCCAGUCAUGUUAUCUAUGGCCCUUUUCUGCUUUUAGAAGAAAACCUUUAGCCUAACUGAUCAAAAGUUUGGCACUAUUGUUUUAAAAUGCAUUUGUGUUCAUAAUAAUAAUAAUAUGAAAAAGCUAUUUAUUGAAAAGCUCUGCUUGCUCUGGGUUGGGAACACCCUAACAUUAAUGUAUAAUAUAAUUGUGUAUGUGCACCUAUAGAUACACUAGUGUUUGCUUAUGGAAUUAUAGAAUCAUAGAAUGGUUCAGAUUGGAAUGGACAUUAUAAGUCAUCAAAUUACAACUCCCCUGCCAUGGGCAGGGACACCUGUCGUUAGAGCAGGUUGCACAGGGCCCCAUCCAACUUCACCUUGAACACUUCCAGGGAUGGAGCAUCCAGAUCUUCUCUAAGAAGCCUGUUCCAGUGCCUCACCACCAUCACAAGCAAAGAAUUUCUUCCUCAUAUCUAAUCUGAACCUACUCUCUUUCAGUUUGAAGUCAUUAUGCCUUGUCCUAGUAAUACAGGCCCUUGUAAAAGUCUCUCUCCAGCUUUCUUGUAACUCCCUUGAGGUACUGAAAGGUGCUGUAACAUCUCUUCAGAUCGUUCUCUUCUCCAGGCUGAACAACCUCAACUCUCUCAGCCUGCUGUCACAAGAGAGGUGCUCCAGCCCUCUGAUCAUCUUCCUGGCCCUCAUCUGGACUUACUCCAACAGCUCCAUGUCCUUCUUUUUUCAUUCUGUUCCCUUUCCUUCUGCCAAAACAGCUGGAUGCAGCUCUGCAGGUGGGCUCUCUCCAGAGCAGAGCAGAGGGGCAGAAUCCCCUCCCUGGCCCUGCUGCCCACACUGCUCUGGAUGCAGCCCAGGGCACAUUUGGCUCUCUGGGCAGAGAGUGCCCGUGGCUGGGUCAUGUCCAGCCUCUCACCCACCAGCACCCCCAGGUCCUUCCCAGCAGGGCUGUUCAUCCCCAGCCUGUGUUGAUAACAGGGAUGGCCCUGAGCCAGGUGCAGCACCUUGCACUUGGUCAUGUUUAACCCCAUGAUAUCCCCAUUGGCCCACCUCUCCAGCUUGUCCAUUAUGUUAUUGAAAAGAUAUUUCUAUUAGUUGGAAGGCAGUAGAUAAUGUGGAUGAGAGAGUGAAUGAAGUCUACUCUGACCAGACUUCUAAAUGCAAUCUACACCAGAAGCAUGAAAAAAGAUCUUGCAUUAGAUUUUAAACCUUAGGCGGGGCGAAGAUAAAGAGAUAUUGAAGGUAAUGAAACAAAAUAGAAAUUAAACUCCACCCUAUUUUUUAUACAGCAUUUCAUCUCAGAUAAAAAAGCACAUAAGUGAGAUGUGAAAAUGCAGCUAAAAUUGCAAUUAACAGUUAGUAAUUACUUAAGAAAUUAUGGUAAAUUAAUGCAACUAUGUGGAUUUUAUUUUAUAAAGCUUUUUGUUUAAGCUUUAAACUACUAUAGCAUAUUGUAGAUGGGGAGCAAAAGGCCUGUUGAAAUGAAAAGAAGAUGAAAAGAGAGUAACCUAUAAAAGGAAAAUGAUUAAAAAUUCAUCUUCAUUCUUUGUAACACUAAGUGCCAGCCUUUGUGCCUUAAUGUACAAAGAUCUUACUUAGCUUACUUACACAGUUUAUAGUGAUCUUCUGUUCCCUGUCUUUGUUACUUGUAUGUCUGCUCAUAUUAACCAGACCCAUCACUGUAUCUUUCUAGAAUUUCUGUCUCAGAUCUACCACUGCUUUUUCAUGUGAUAGGUUUUACAGGUUAAUAUUCCAUACAUUUGUUGAUACAGUAUACAGUAUGCACUCCUGCAAAAUAGUAAACUGAGUUUCCUAAUGUGCUUCCUGAUUUUAUAACUGUAUAGCUAUUACAGUGCUUUUUUCAAAUUCUCUAAAGUAGUCCAUAUCUCAAUGUCAAUCAGAAUUUAGAUGAAAAUGUAAAAAAACACUUUGCAUUUAUAUAGAUGGAUUUAUACAGACCCCUACAUCAAAUGUGUCUGGUGUCCACACAUUCUGUUAACAUCAUGUAUUGCUGAAUUCUGAUUAGAAAUUAUCAUGUCUAUGUUUCUGUUGCUACAUCUAAAUUAAUUACUUACAUUUAAAGCAGUUAUGUUGGCAAUACCCAAUUCCAUCAAAACGCAGGAAAGCUGUUCAUAUAAUGGUCUAAGUGAGGUAACAAGGCUGAGAAUAAUGAUGAAAAUCAAGGCCUUAUAGUUUUUCUUCUAUCUUCCCUGUCUCUCCUAUUUUAGAACAUUUAAUGGGUUAAAAUACUAAGUUUAAAAUGAGGUAAUCAGCAGGAGAGACAAACAGGAGAGCAGGGGAAUGUUAAGACCAUUAUCAACCUGCACAGUAAAGGUUAGGCUGAGGACAGGGCAGAGGGCAGACUGUGUCAGCUGAACUUCAGAUCAGUUCAAGCCACCUGAGCUACAAACAGAGCCUGCUGCUUCUUGUGGCUCUUCUGAAGCCUGACACAAUUGGUGCAUAUUUGAUUCCAUGAUUGUUUUCAAGAAGUUAUGCAAACUUUUCUAGAUUUGGGGUUUUUUAUUUUGAAAUAACAGUAGAAUAUUUGUUUUCAGUUUAGCAACCUUGCUGUUUUGUAGAAAGUAUUUCUGUCAUGUUCGUGUUUAUCUACUUUGAUAUUACAGUGAUCUGAAAAGGCAAUCUGAAUAGAUAAGGGGUCAGGAAGUGUUGAGCCCUGCCAUAUGAUAGUGGUAGAAAUUAGAGGACCUCAUUCUGGCUUAAUGUUUGUUUUCUUCAAAGCCAGUUUUAAAACCUACUUCAGGUGAGCUUUUAGACACCUCAAGAACAGAACUAGAGUGUGUUGUGGGUGUGACUUCUGUCUGUGAUGAAAUGUAGGUCAAAAAGGGUGUGGAUUUUUAAAUAUGCUUUAAACUGUAAGAAAUGGCUGUCCUUUUGUAUAAUUAGUGCAUUGACUGCCUUGAAAGUUGCUAUUACGGGUUUUAAGGGCUUUUCUGAGGCACCAGAGAAUUGUCAGUUUUAUUAAAUAAAGAGGCUUGUAACAUAAUUAAAACUGAUUUUUUCUAAAGAUUUUGAAGUUGUUCCUUUAGAUGCAGUGUUAAAGCCUGUUCAGAGAGACUUUCCUUAUGAGAUUGAUUCACACAGCAUUAAAACACUUCUACCAACAAACUGACUCCAUCUCAUUUUACAUCACAAUGAUGACCUCUUUUUUUAUGUCAAAAUAUUAAGGGCACAUACCGAUGUAUGUAUUUUACCCCGAAACACUCAAUUGAGUAAGUAACUGAUAUGUAUUUCAUUGUCAGCUAUUCAGUCCUUCAAAGGACUCUCCACUGGGCUGAUCAUCAGAAUGUAGGAAACAGGUCUCUACAAAAGCCAUAUUUUAGGCUUGGAGUUUAUGGACUGUGUGGUGAAUUUCAGAGGCUGACUGACUCAUUCAUCACAAUGACUUUCAGUUUUUGAGUAUUUCUCCAGGCAUAUGUAUAAAGAUGAUGUUAAUUCUAGAGCGCAAAAAGCUUGAAAGUUUCUCCACACUUCCAAGAGUUUACUACAAAAAGAGGUACACAUAAAGCAGUAUUUUUUCUGCAGGCUUGUGAGAUUUCCUCUGGUUAUAUAGGGUAUAUUUCAGCUUCUGGAAUUUUAAUUAUUCACUGUUCAACUCUGGGAUUUCUAGCACCUCAAUAUAUUGUAUUACUUAAGCUUUACACUAAAAACACCUUAUUUGAUCCUGGUCUGCUGCAUUUUGUUGGGAUGUUGUUUAGUCAUAAAGUAUGAGAUUCCUGUUUUAAGUCCACUUUUAAACUAAACUUCUCAUAAGUCCAUUAAAACCUUAAAUAGUUAAAUAGUGGCUGUAAUCAUUAACCUUUUACUCAUAGGAUUGUUACAGCUUGGUGACCCUUUUUUAUUACAGGGAAAUUUUAUUCUAAGUAGGGGCUAUUGUUAACAUAAACAGAUGAAUAAAUAUUUUGGCAUAAUCUCAAACCAGUAUGUUUAUUUUAAAAGGUAUCAUGAAGUUGUUCAAAGAGGUAUGUUUUUGUUAGUGACUAACAAAACUAUUCUUGAAAAUAUGAUUUAAUGUUUAUCCAUCAGAAGUUAAUGAAACUCCAAAUAACUAGGCACAUAAAUAAAUAAACAAGACAUAACCAUACAAUUUAUCAGAACAGUGAGCAAUUAAUCAUGUAAUUGAACAUAAAAACAGAUGUGCAUUUAAAUGUAGGAAACGUUGGUUCAGUAUUGUCACUUUGCCCCAUUUAUUUUGCCAUAAAAUGGAAUAUAGAAUUGCUUUAGAGUUGCCUUGAAGAAAUUUUUUCUUGGGGGAAGUCACCAGUGUUGUGGUAGCUUCCUUCCACCUGUUUAUAAGUCCUGGAAUUUUAAGAAUAGGUUGGCAUAGGGGGUAAUAAGGUGUCUCUUUCUUUACAUAGAGCUUCCUUUUGUGAUAUUAAGCCUAGAAACCAGGGGAGCCUGUCAGUUGUUUCUGACCUUGACACCUGAUGAUUAAGCAUAGCGGAGAAGCAAAUCCAGAGCUUGCUAAGGAAAUGCCAGGCAGCAGGGCAGAAGACAUUGCUCCUUGUGAAAUCACAGAUAACGAUGGGAAUGAUUCCAAUGCCCUUUGUCUAUAGGUAUGCACACAACCCUGUAAUUGAAAAGGUGUCUGUAAACUUCAUCUAAGCCCUUAGUAUUGCAAUCUGAUUUUCAGGAAACUUUGCUCCUGCAGGAGAUACCAAUGGCUUUUGCUGUUGACAAAUGUUUUUUUGUAUAGUCUACAUUUUUAAACAUUAAACCAAAAGCUAAAUGUGUUGGGAUACUUUGCUGUUGCUUGUUGGCUGUAAUACUCAGCUUUUCAGUAAAUGUUUUUCGGUAAUCACAUACAGCAGUGUGAUCUGCAGCUGAUUUCCCUGUGAAGGACAGCUUUCCCCAUGUUGCUUGCUUAAGAUUACUCAUCACAGCUAAAUGGAUGACUGUAGAAUGACUCUUUAACUUGGGUAAAUAAAAAAAAAAAGUAGCGAAAGUGGAGACUUGUGAUGGAAACCUGCUCCAAAUGUUACUGACUUUUUGAAUAUCAAUAGUGCUUCAGAGUAUUUUGUACUUUCUCCAUCUGUAUUGAUAAAAAAUACAUAGUAUCCCUGGUAGUUUCUGUUAACGUUGAGUUAGACAGUUUUGUACAUUUCAAGAGUUCUUGUUCGUUUAAACUAAACAAAUCUCACGCAUAUAGCAGUAAAGUCUGUGAAAAACAGCACAAAAGAUGUCAGCAGAGAUCGUUCUGGUUCGGAACCAUCCGGUGCCGUGGAUGGACCAGGCUGUCCGAUUCCUAAACAGUUAAUUUGGCCCUCCUGGGCGCGGGCCGCUCUCCCGCCGCCCAGCGCUCCCGGUCCCUGGGCGCGGCCGCAGUCUCUGAUAAAGUACCUGCGUGCACCUCUCAGCAGGAGCUGUGCAGGGCAAGGACAGUGGUAAUAUGAAACCAGUCUCGUUGGUUUUUGUUCAUGGCCCUGGAGGCUGAAAUCUGCAUUCCAGAUGAAACCUCCAGCAAAUCGGAAGAGAGUCUCUUUUUUCCCUACUUUCCUCUGCUUCAAGGGCGCUCACCCGAGUUGGGUCUGCCCGGCCGGGCACUGGGGGCUCUCCAAGGGCUUCAGGAGCGGGCACAGGAAGCUUCAGAGUCGUAAGCUCGGGUUUCCAUUUGACGUUUUUUGGUGAUUAUGGAUUUACAAAAGAAGUUCUUUAUCCUAGUGGAAAGACUAUGCAAAGGAAUCCGUCAGGAAUUUUCUGCUGAAAACCACCCAGCGCUGGCGCACCGGGACAAGGAAGUAGGGAGCAGCCGCGGCGCGCUCGGCCCGGCGGGACGGCUGCUGUAGCUGCCGGGCGCUGCGGGCUCGGCGCGCCGGGAGCCGGGGGCGCGCAGCCCGUCGGGGUGCGGAGCCCCGGGGGGCCCAUCGGCCCGGCUUCAGCCGAGGUUCGUGCUGUGACAAACCCCUCUUGUGCGAGGGAGCAAGUUCCAGACGCUGCCUAGAACUGUUUUUUACGGUGGGUCGUUUUUUGCUGCUCCCUUGGCGGAGCGGGAGCCCCGACGGCCGGGGCGGAAGCGGCGGCGGGGCGGCCCGGCCGGGAGCGCGGGAGGCCGGCGGCCUGCGCGGGCCGGGCCGGGCCGGGCCGCCUGUUGCAGCGCCGGCAGCCGGCCCCGCCGGCAGCCUGAAUGCGCGCAGUAAGUGUUGGCUCAGCAGUCAGCAGCGCUGCUGCGAGCCACCCUAUUCUCCACUUCACGCAACAUGGAAGAACAUAAUGGGAUGCCUGACUGCAGUCAGCUUUUAGACCUGAAGAACACGGCAGAAAGCGACCCUGACCCACUCACUACAUUUUCUGUGAAAACGCUGUUUGGAUUUACAGCUAAGCUUGAGCCUACAGCUCCCAAAGAAGAAACAGUGCUUAAAGCAUUUCAGCCUUUGCAGGGCAAUAUAAAUACUCACGCUAACACCUGGCAUGAGAGGAAUGAUAAUGGACGUAAUGAGGACUCAGAAAAUCAGCACGGCGUGGAUAGGACCAGUGGCCAAGCUGACCCAAUGUCUGGCAGGCAGGCAGGCCUGGAGCUGGACUUAGCUGACCAAAAUGAAUUACUUCUUCAGCAUUUGAGGUUUGUUCAGAAUUCUUUGUCUGAAUCUGACAAUGAUGACAAUGAUGACAAGGAUGCUAUUCUUGUGCAAGGUACUUUGGUUCAUACAACAAGUGACACAGAAUCGGACACGGAGAAUAAGGACCUAGACAUCGAUGAGAACAAUGCAAGCAAAUAUGGGCUGAAGAAUGCUCCUUUGUCUGCUGAGGCCUUGGACAACAGCAAUCUAAAUAAGGAAGAGUCAGAAUCAGAAGGGCACAGCAACAGUGAGGACACUGUGGAUACAGAUGACAUUGAAUUACACCCACCAUUCUCUAACCAGCUCCCAAAAGAGCUGGAUGGUAUUCUACAGUAUGACUCCAAUGGAAAAGACAAAAUGUUAAUGGAUGAGCAAUUCACUCAUUUGCUUGCUACAGGGGAGUGCCCUCAGGAACUUUCAGAUGAAGAACAAAGACCUUCCGUUGAUAAUAUAUCACUCCAAAAAACAGCUCUGGCUGAAAAGACUUUCCAGCUGCCUGCUUUCUUCAGUGGACUACGUGUCAGGAAAAAGGGACUAACCACAGAAGAUGGGGAAACUGUUACAGAAAUUAAACCAAGGGAGAAUGAUUUAGCUCUGCUUAAAUUACGACAGCCAGUUAAGAAAUCCAGUAUUGCAUCAGGUUUGACCAUUAAAAAAAAAUCAUCUGAACCUAAAGCAAAUCCCACUUUCCUAGAACAGCUCUCGCACUUGUUAAACAUAGACGUCUCCAAGAACGAAGAUAGAACUGAGGACUCUGAUGAGGUAUCUGGGGAGACCGAGGACAGUGAUGAAGCUCAAGAGAACAAAGCCUCCAGCAAAAGAGAACCACGAUUUCCCUCUGAGGAGAUAAAAUCAAGCCCUGCUGAAUCUGCACUGGAUGCCUUUAGAGCUUUAUUCAUGCGACCUCCCAAGAAAGAAACAACUGCAGAUACUUCAGAGCUGGAAGCCCUGAAACGCAAAAUGAGAAAUGAAAAAGAGUCCUUGAAAGCUGUAUUUGAAAGGUCAAAAUCAAAACCUGGGGAUGGACCAUCAGACAAAUCUCCUGACCUGAGUCCCUCAGAGCAAGAUGACAAGACUCCAGGGAGACUCCAGACUGUCUGGCCGCCACCAAAAGCGAAUCAUGAAGAAGUAAAAGUAGGAUUGAAGUACACAGAAGCAGCUCACCUAAAGCUUUACAAGGAGGGACCACCAGAGUACCAAGCUGCUAUUCUGCAUUUAAAGAGGGAACACAAAGAAGAAAUUGAAACAUUAAAGUCUCAGUUUGAACUCAGGGUAUUCCAUAUUCGCGGAGAACAUGCUGUCUCAACUGCUCAGCUUGAGGAAACCAUUGCACAUCUGAAGAAUGAACUUGAUAAUAAAUUAAACAGAAGAAAUGAAAAAGCCAAGGAUAUUGGUGUUUCUACUGAAGAUGAUAACCCACCAAAGGCAUACCGAAAUGUAUGUAUACAGACUGACAGAGAAACUUUCAUAAAGCCUAGUGAAGAAGAAAGCAGAGCUGUGAAAAAUAACCAAAUAGUACCCAAAAAGCUUAAUAUUUCUUCUUUGACACAUAGUAUAUCUGCCCAAAGUGAAAAUAAGGACAAUUACAAUGUACAGUCAUCAGAAAGUGUCUUGUCUUGUCAACCAAAACAAAUGCUGCCUCCACCACCUCCUCCCCUUCCUGAUUCUUCACUGUCUGCUGUAGUUCCUCCACCACCACCUUUGCCAAUGGGUCCAGCUUCACUGACAUCUCAGUUUGGAUCUGGUCCACCACUGCCACCUCCACUUUCUGAAGGCUGCAGGAAUUUUCAAGCACCACCGCCACCUCCACCGCUUCCGGGAGUGGGACCUCCUGUUCCUCCUCCACUGCCUGGAUCUGGGUUACCUCCACCCCCUCCACCUCCUGGGUCCGGUUUCUUUUUUAAUAGCACUUUAUCUUCAAACCAAGGUCCUCGAAAACCUGCCAUUGAACCUGGCCGUCCUAUGAAGCCUUUGUACUGGACACGAAUACAACUGCAAGAUAACAGGAAAACUGCUAUGCCAACAUUAUGGGAAUCACUGGAAGAACCUGAUAUACUUGACACUACUGAGUUUGAAUAUUUAUUCUCCAAAGACACCACUCAGGAAAAAAGAAAACCAUUAUCAGAGACUUAUGAAAAAAAAACCAAGGCCAAAAAGAUUAUCAAAUUGCUGGAUGGAAAGCGGUCUCAAACUGUAGGAAUUUUAAUAUCGAGUUUGCACUUGGAGAUGAAGGAUAUUCAACAAGCUAUAUUGUGUGUUGAUGACUCUGUAGUAGAUCUGGAGACACUGGAAGCCCUAUAUGAAAAUAGAGCACAAAAGGAUGAACUGGAGAAAAUCAAGCAAUAUUAUCAGACUUCAAAAGAGGAGGAACUGAAGCUUCUGGAUAAACCAGAACAAUUUCUGUAUGAGUUGUCUCAAAUCCCCAACUUCGCAGAACGAGCUCAAUGUAUUAUCUUCCAGUCAGUUUUCUCUGAAGGGAUAACAUCAGUGCACCGGAAAGUAGAUAUUGUGACUCGUGUUUCCAAGGCUUUGCUGAGCAUGAAAAGUGUAAAGGAAAUUUUGGGCUUGAUUCUGGCUUUUGGAAAUUAUAUGAACGGAGGGAAUAGGACCCGAGGUCAAGCUGAUGGGUUUGGUUUGGAAAUACUCCCCAAACUAAAGGAUGUCAAAAGCAGAGAUAAUGGUAUUAAUCUUGUGGAUUAUGUCGUCAUAUAUUACCUACGCCAUUGUGAUAAGGAAGCAGGAACAGACAAGAGUAUUUUUCCUUUACCAGAACCACAGGAUUUUUUCCAGGCCUCCCAAGUUAAAUUUGAAGACCUAAUAAAAGACUUAAGGAAACUGAAGAGAGAUCUAGAAGCCUCUGAAAAGCAGAUGAAGUUAGUUUGCAGAGAGUCUUCUGAAGAACAUCUCCAGCCCUUCAAGGAGAAAUUAGAGGAAUUCUUCCAGAAAGCCAAAGAAGAACGGAAAAAAGAAGAGAACAGUUUGGAAAAUGCUCAAAAAUGCUUUGAAGAAACAGUGGGAUACUUUGGGAUAAAGCCAAAGCCUGGCGAGAAGGAGAUCACACCAAACUACGUUUUCACGGUGUGGUACGAAUUCUGCAGUGACUUCAAGACCAUUUGGAAACGAGAGAGCAAAAGCAUUUCCAAGGAACGAAUUAAAGUGGCUCAGCAAUCAGUGAGCAAGUUAACUGCAGAGAAGAAAAUUGAAACGAAGAAAAUCAAUCCUACAGCUAGCCUGAAAGAAAGACUACGUCAGAAGGAAGCCAGUGUGACUGCCAACUGAAGGAAGAUUAAUGAAAACAGUGCAGUGAUUUCAUACAUUGCCUGAUGCUUUACUACACCAAUGGCCCAGGAAGCACCUUAUGUUAGAUACUGAAUUCUGCUUUGCUGAUCUGUCCCAAGACAAUCCAUUAAAGACUUUUGAGUUCCUUCAGAGGGGUUUGUAUGUUCAGUGGAGGGAAUUCUAAGAAGGUUUUCACGUGGGAAGUCAAAAUAUUUUUCUGUAACAGUUCCUUACAUUGCUUGAAAUGCAUCUCGUUGUCAAUGGUUUAUUAAAAUAUUCUGUGUAUAAUGUAUUAAUAUGGAAGAGCUAAAAUGAGCAUUUUGGAUUCUGAGUUAUGUAAUGACUAACAACCUGUAAGUUAUUUACAGGGCUUUAUGUAGAUGAGAGCAAAUAUGCCAUUCAGUUCACAAAGGUCUAUUAUAGCAUACUUUUUGUUACUUCAGCAGUAACUGAGGUAAGAUUGACUGAUUCUAAAUAAUUUUACAGUGUCUAACUAUUCAAUGCAUCUUUCUAAAACUAAUUAAAGGUAAUGAUAGAUUCAUACUGUAUUUUACUAUAAAUAUUUUUAUAGAAGCUUUAGCUUAUGCCAUGCAUUGAAAUGGGAGUAAUAUUUUGCACAUAAAAAGGAAUAUUCAAAUUCUUUAGUUUUAUGAUUGAUGGCAUAACAGAUUUAUUAUUUUUAUGGUUUUAAUCUAACAUUUCCUAAAUUUUGAGCUUCAACAGAAAAAAUGAUAAAAUGUAUAUUUUUAUUUCAGUAUAUAUUGAAAAUACCAAUUCCAUAAUAUGAUGAGUUUAUAGGUCAUUAUUCAUUAAGAUACAAUAAUAUCUCUCCAUGAAGUUACACAUUUGCCAUUAAAUAUUUGACUUUUAAUUCCAUUGAAAUCUUUCUUUUUAACAGUAAUUAUCUCACUCUAAAAUAUAUUAUGCAGCCUGCUCUUGUCCCCCUAUAUUUGUAUGAAGAAUGUGUCAAGCAUACCUAUAUAUUUAUAUAUAUGUAUGGUUUUUAUAUGUGUAUGUAUAUAUAUAUAUAUAUAUAUAUAUAUAUAUAUAUAUAUAUAUAUACACACGCAUAAUAUAAUAAGUAACACUUCAGGAAGAAUUAACAGGGUCUUUCUGUCCUCCUGUAACAUUAUAACCAUUGCCAUAAAGUGGCAGAGCCUAAAAAUAACCCUAUUGAAUAUCCAUCAUUACUUGAAGAUUUUGACUACAUGUUAAGGAUUUGGAUUCUUUCUUAGGAGGAUAAAUAUGGAAGCAGAAGUUAAUUUAAGGUAAAAGAGAAAAGUGAUUCUGCUUGCUGUCCACAAGAGACAAAAUGAGUUUAUGAUAAUGGGGUAUGAAGUUGGUUAGAAAGAGAAAUUGGGUGAAGCAAAGAGGUGCAAAAAGCUAGUAGGGGAAAAGCAUUAGUGCUUUGCUUUGAAACUGGAAAGAAUUUACAUGACACAGACAUCAGUUAUCAUACAGCAAAUUCCAUAGAGAGACUGAGAUGAAACCUAGGCAAAGUCGCCCCUAGCUCUGUACAUUUAUAUUAAGGAAAUAGCAGUUUUGGAGACAGGUUCAUAAAUUAACUUAGGAUUUCAGUACAGAUUUCUUAAAUUAGUAUCUCUCUUAUUCCUGCAUAAAUAAAAACAAAGGACUCAAGAGUCCCUUAUAUGUUUGGGAGUUUAUACCUGCUACAGAUAUACUCAAGAUGUGUAAGCAUAAUUCUUAUGAAAGCAGUCAACAAUAUGCUAGCAAAAAUAAUCUGAUUUUUAUUUUGACUAGUCCCAUUGCAGAGAAAAAGAAAAUUCCAAAGAUUUAAGUUUCCUGUCUUCCAUUAACUAGGUGAAGUACAUUUCUUUCCAAUACUAUUAGUGAUAAAUAAGAGGAGCAAUAAUGCCUAUAAAAG
This is a messenger RNA of Motacilla alba alba, 13222 nucleotides long. RefSeq names its product formin 1 (gene FMN1). Bases 7699 to 11337 code for a protein of 1212 amino acids. Gene Ontology annotation, biological process: actin nucleation. The record is from RefSeq and is a predicted model, not a curated record. Gene Ontology annotation, molecular function: microtubule binding. Gene Ontology annotation, cellular component: actin filament; cytoplasm; endoplasmic reticulum membrane. The transcript has 18 exons. NCBI's taxonomy places the organism in Eukaryota, Metazoa, Chordata, Aves, Passeriformes, Motacillidae.